Molecule: messenger RNA, 1060 nt
Organism: Cyprinus carpio (common carp)
Lineage: Eukaryota; Metazoa; Chordata; Actinopteri; Cypriniformes; Cyprinidae
Product: START domain-containing protein 10-like
Molecular function (GO): lipid binding
Source: RefSeq, a predicted model, not a curated record
AGAAGAGCAGGAGGAGGAGGAGGAUGAUGAUGUCCGAGGAAGAGGUUCUGAUCCCGGAUGACCGCGCUUUUAGUCGGUUUAAACACGAGUGUGAAUCCGAGCAAGACUGGAGUGUCACCUACAACAAGAGCAGCAUCUGCGUGUGGAUCCAGGUGCUGGAGGAGGAGAAGAGCCUGCAGCGGAUCAAGUGUCGAAUGCUGUGCAAGGACAUCCCAGCUGAGACCAUGUACGACGUGCUCCAUGACAUCGAGUAUCGGCGAAAGUGGGAUGCAAAUGUCAUCGAGACGUUUGACAUCGGCAAACUGACAGUCAACGCAGAUGUGGGCUAUUACUCCUGGAAGUGUCCUAAACCGCUGAAGAACCGUGAUGUCAUCACCCUGCGCUCCUGGCUGCCGAUGGGCAACGAUUACAUCAUCAUGAACUACUCCGUCAAACACGCUAAAUAUCCUCCAAAGAAGGAUCUUGUGCGAGCCAUUUCCAUCCAGACGGGAUACCUGAUCCAACGCACCGGCCCCACCAGCUGCACUUUAACAUACCUGGCACAGGUGGACCCGAGAGGUUCUCUUCCCAAGUGGGUUGUUAACAAGUCUUCCCAGUUCUUGGCUCCUAAAGCGAUGAAGCGCAUCAGUAAAGCGUGUCUUCGGUAUCCCGAGUGGAAGCAGAAGCACAGUCCAGGGUUUAAGCCGUGGUUGUUCCCGGAGCAGAACCCGCUGUCCAGCAUCCCGCUGUCCGAACUCUCCAUCCAACACGCCGACUCUCUGGAGAACAUCGACGAGAGCUCACUGAGCGAGAGCAAAGACGAGCGCGCCGAGCACAGCGACGACGAGGGGAACAACUGACACACACAGAGCCCAGUCAAGUGCUAAAUCCAGAUUAUGAUUAAUUUGGUUACACAGAUGUAAAUGAUUUUGAGUUCUGAUUAUGAUUUCUGACCUUAUGUACGCAUGCAGUUUGUCUCCAGACACACAGAGGGUGCCGAUGUCCAUCUGCUGUACGACACUAGAGUUCAAUGAAUGAAUGAAUGUAGUACCGAAGAAUUAAAAACCAAUUACUGCCUGUG